AUGUUCUAUGCAAGAUUCUUGGUAACGGCGUUAGCUGCUGCUACUGUGUCGGCAAAAUCAACGGCCUAUUUGAUUCGCCAUGGCGAGAAACCGUCAGACGGGAGUGAUGGUCUGAGUGCGCAGGGCAUGCAAAGAGCACAGUGUCUGAGGACUGUGUUCGGUGCUUCGUCUUCGUAUGAUAUUGCUUAUAUCAUUGCCGAGCAACCGAAAGCUAGCGGAGCAAGAGAUCGUCCUCUGAUGACUGUUCAACCUCUCGCCACCGAUCUCGGGUUAACAGUCGAUACGUCCUGUGAUCGCGAUGAUCAGAAGUGCGUCGCUGCUCUGGUGGAUGUUUACACCGGAUCGGGGAACAUCUUGAUUUGUUGGGAGCAUGGGCAAUUGACGAAUAUCGUGGAUGCGUUAGGGGAUAAUAAUGCGCCGACUUAUCCUGAUGGUUCGUUCAAUAUCAUCUGGACAGAUCCUUCGCCGUACAGUAGCAUCACGUCAAUGACCUCGGAGGACUGUCCUGGUCUUGAUAGUAGUUGA
This is a messenger RNA of Mollisia scopiformis, 525 nucleotides long. RefSeq names its product putative phosphoglycerate mutase family protein. The record is from RefSeq and is a predicted model, not a curated record. The transcript has 3 exons. Bases 1 to 525 code for a protein of 174 amino acids. NCBI's taxonomy places the organism in Eukaryota, Fungi, Ascomycota, Leotiomycetes, Helotiales, Mollisiaceae.